Clunio marinus is the source of this 1067-nucleotide messenger RNA. Lineage: Eukaryota; Metazoa; Arthropoda; Insecta; Diptera; Chironomidae. The record is from the annotation of a GenBank genome assembly.
GCUGGAUAAGCGGGUCAAAUAUUUACAUUUUUGUGAAAGUUAAUGACAUUAAAAAUUAUUUAUUUCUGACUUAAAAGUGCCUUGAAUCUAAGAAAUUUAAAAUGAAUAUAAAUUUAAUUAAUAUUUUAUUUAUGCAAUUAACUUUUGUUAUUGUGGUUUUGGGUACUUUAAUGAGUUUAGUUGAAAAAUAUUUGCCAACAGCUAUUAAACAAACGUUCCGUUAUGGAAAACAUGCACACAAGGAAAAAUCGGAUAAACUUGUGGAGAAAAUUGAAAUUCCUAAAGCAUGGUUUAGUCAUUUUUAUGUGUUUGCUGUUAUUUGGGCAUGGGGUGCUUUGAUAUUGGUCAUCUCUGUUUAUUUCUACGGUUACCAACCUUGUCCUUAUCUAAUUAAUUACCUCAAUUUAUCAUGCGGUGAUAAUCGAAUUGCAGAAACUUCUCCUUUCAUCACAUUAAUUGCGUUAAGUUUGAUGACACUGCAAUGCACAAGAAGAUUCAUCGAGACAAACUUUCUCCAAAUCUUUUCUAAGAAGAGUAAAAUAAACUUGACACAUUAUUUAUGUGGAUAUCUUCAUUAUUAUGGGGUCAUUGUACUGAUCGUGGCUAAAGCCGAUGGAUUUAUAAAUGGACAAACAACACCUGUGAUGAAAGUAACUUUAAACGAAGCUUUAAGAGCGAUUGUAGCAAUUUUGACAUUUAUUUAUUUCUGGUACAAACAGUACGAAUCAAAUUUGAUAUUCAUUAAUCUUCGCAAAAAUAAAUCUGGGAACGUCGUCACUGAAACUCAUCUCAUUCCAAAAGGUGGACUCUUCAAAUACCUUUCAUCACCACACAUGACAUGUGAAGUUUUUAUGUAUUUAAUUCUUUACUUCUUACUUCAUCAAAACACGUCUUGUAUUUAUUGUUUAGCUUGGGUUGUCACAAAUCAAUUUUCCAAUUCACUUCUCACACAUCGUUGGUAUAAAGAAACAUUUUCUGACUACCCGAAAGAACGCAAAGCUUUCAUUCCAUUCCUUUUUUAAUUAAUUAACGAACAAAAGAAAUAAAUUGUUGAAAAUGUUUUCUGG